This is a messenger RNA of Anthonomus grandis grandis, 1706 nucleotides long. RefSeq lists its product as uncharacterized. The record is from RefSeq and is a predicted model, not a curated record. Lineage: Eukaryota; Metazoa; Arthropoda; Insecta; Coleoptera; Curculionidae. The transcript is spliced from 4 exons. Bases 157 to 1602 code for a protein of 481 amino acids.
AACAGUAUAAAAUUAACUCGUCUACGUCAUGUGCUUGUCAACCUAAUAAUUUUUUUUACAUUAAUUUUAGUUCGAACGUCACAUUUAUUUUUUUCAAAAAUUCACUUAAACCGUCAAUUAAUUAAUUGGAAAACGUGUGUUAAGUUCCUACCUGAAAUGAACGCGAAGAAACCACCGAAACAGCGCCGCCGCGCAGUCCCCAAGGUCAACUCCAAAGGGGAGAAGGGAAGUUUGCACCAUAUUAACAGAAAUGUUGGCAAAUCGAAGACUAUUGGAGCUAAGAGGGUUACUCUUCUCCCUGGUUUCCUGAUAAACGGAUUUACGUCAGGCACAGUAAAACGAGCAAGAGACUUAUUUUUAGGACGUCCCCCCACUCAAAAAGUCCAAACCAGAGAACAUUUGCUCACGGAGAACUUAGAAGCUUUUUUGGAACAAAAAAGCCAGAACCUAAGACGUUCCCAGAGAAUAAUAGAAAAGCAGGGUGACGAAAAUAGCCACUUUUUUAAAUCCAGUGGAAGCAAUUCGCUGUUUGAGGAUCAGGAUAUCGAUAUGCGAGUUGUAAGUCCCGUGCCAACCAGCUGUAUUAAAUCGAUUCUAAAGAAGAAACCUAAAAGUAUAUUUAAGCAGAUCAGCGAAAAGUUUUCCAAAGUACAAAACGAGCGUAUUAGAGAAGAAGAAGAAGAAAAUUGCUACAAAGAUCCUGUAGAAGAAGCCCAAGAAGCCUCGAACUUGUCAACUCGUUUUGAUGAAAAUUUCGCCUCGCUCCAUCACGAUUCAUUGCAAUACAAUGACAAGCUUUGCGAAAAUAUUAUUAAAAAGAUGCGGGUCACUUUCAGAAAGAACAUCUCAGACGAGUGUCAGCAGAACAUCAAAAAGCAAAUAAAGCGGACCAACGCAGCUCUGGAGGGCAAAUCCAUCACUAAAACUGAAACCAAUUCCGACGACACUCAUUCCGAAGAAGAGCAGUACGAAACGUGCUCCCCCCUUCCACCCGCGAAAUGGGUUUAUUACACACCGGGAAAACAAAAAGCCAAAAUAUUGCCGUCGAUGACGCAAAAUCCGCUACAACCGGCAGUUAUGUGCCAACGGGACUUGUUCGAGUUUCGUCCAGGAUGCGCCGUCAAUUAUGCGUCUCCUCAAAACAUACCUGUGGAGAACAAUGGGUUUUUGAGGCGGGUGACCAGUAUGAAGGACACCCCCGCACCAUAUAGAGUGCCGCCCGUCGAUCAAGUCAUGGGUUAUAACGGUUAUUAUGAUCAGUACGUGUAUCCAGGCCAAGUACAAAAUAAAACGGUCGUAAUGCCCCCACCAAACAAUUUGAAUCCGAUGUAUGUCGACUACCAUUUAAUCCAAAAUCGAGUAAUGAUGCCCCCACCGCCGCCACCGCCAUUAAACGACUUCUGCGAGCAAUUAAACGAUCUGACGUUUGUCGAUACCGGAGACAACAAUUAUCAGCCGCAAGCGGUUUAUCAAUCAAAUAGGCAGAGCGGCGAGGAGGUCCAGGAUUAUCGUAAGUGGAACGCGAAACCUGAAGAGACCGGCAACAUGUUCGAUUUCAGUAAGAAUCCUGAUAAUAAUUUGUUUAAUUUCGGUGUAAUGUAAUGAUCUAAAAAUAUGAUUUUUUCAUUUGUGUACAAUUCCAUGUCAUAGGAGUUAAAUUAUAUUAAGUAUUAAAUUAUAUUAAUAAAUUGUGAAAUAAUAUUCUA